This is a messenger RNA of Cinclus cinclus, 2139 nucleotides long. Its product is annotated as tyrosine-protein phosphatase non-receptor type 23-like. The coding region runs from base 1 to 2139 and encodes 712 amino acids. The record is from RefSeq and is a predicted model, not a curated record. Gene Ontology annotation, molecular function: ATP binding; protein serine/threonine kinase activity. The transcript has 10 exons. Gene Ontology annotation, biological process: protein autophosphorylation. Lineage: Eukaryota; Metazoa; Chordata; Aves; Passeriformes; Cinclidae. Gene Ontology annotation, cellular component: cytoplasm.
AUGGGGCAGGGGAAGAGUAAGAUUCCUGCAGAAGUAAAGCUUCCUCCCGUGCCUAGAGAUAGUCCUUUAGGAUUUUUACUGGACAAUUGGGAACAUUUUCCUGAUACGGGAGGGAAGGACAAAGCUAAGAUGAUACAUUACUGUGUAGAAGUUUGGGGUGGAAAAGAAAUCUCUAAAAAUGUGUUUUGGCCUGUAUUUGGGUCAUCAGAAGAUUGGAUUAAGCAAAAAUUGAAUAUUUGGGUAAAUACUAAAAAGCCAACCUCCGAUGAGGAGCGGGAGUAUGCGAAGGUCUGGGUGGGUCGCCCCGAGAUAUUUAUUUUUAAACUCACAGAGAAGUCGCAAGAUAAUAAGAAGAAAAAGAAAGAGAACAAGCUGGAGGAAACCCUCAUUGCCCCUCCUCCGUAUAUACCACCUCCAUUGCCUCCCGAGGUCCCGGGGGCAGCGAUAGGUCCUAACGCACCCCUAGAGGAAGAUUCAGACUCAGAUCAUUCAGGUUAUGCAGGACCAAUCACUCGAAGAUCUGCAAAGAACUGUGGUGAGUCCACUGCCAGUGGGGGAGGGCUCCUAGAAGUGUAUGUCAACCCUGCUGGGAAAACAGCUCUCCCUCUCCCCGUUCCGAGCCGGCUCAUGCCCCCAGCCCGCCCUCGGCCCCGAGCGGGGCUUCCCCGUCCCCGUCCCCGUCCCCGUCCCCGACCCCGUCCCCGGCCGUCCUGCCGCGGUCUCUCCUCCGCCCGGCUCUGGCUGUACUGGCAGUGGCGCUGCUGGGCGGGGAUCAGUGCCUGGUGCGGCAUCGCCUCCCUUUGGCUCCGCCUGUCCCGGCCCCGGCCCCGGCCCCGGCCCCGGCCCCGGCCCCGGCCCCGGCCCCGGCCCCGGCCCCGGCCCCGGCCCCGGCCCCGGCCCCGGCCCCGGCCCCGGCUGCUCCCGGAGCCCGCAGAGCGCACACAGGGCGCGGCCGCUCCCGCCGCCUCCGUUGGGGCUUCCCCGGCCCGAGCUCCGCCGCUCGGCAGCGCGGCCGCUGGCCCCGAGCCGCCGCUGUCGCGUUCCAAAGAGCGAACGCCAGGGGCUGCCCGGCCCGGGACGGCUGAGGGGCGCUCGGGGCCCGUGUCUGGCCCCGGGCCGAGCGCUGACAGCCACGUCUCGCCGGCAGGGAAGGUGGAGCACGGCAUUAAGGAGCGCUACCAGCUCGGUUCGCUGCUGGGGCGCGGCGGCUUCGGCAGCGUCUGGGCGGCGACGCGGCUCUCGGACGGCGCCCCGGUGGCCAUCAAAAGGGUGCCACGGAACCGAGUCCGACACUGGGGUGAGCUGCCCGACGGCACCAGCGCACCAAUGGAGAUCGUGCUCCUGGACAAGGUGUCCACUGGCUUCCCUGGUGUUGUCCAGCUGCUGGAGUGGCUUGAGCUCCCCAGCGAGAUCCUGAUGGUGCUGGAGCGCCCGGAGCGGUGUCAGGACCUCCGUCAUUUCAUUCGGGCACGGGGGUUCCUGUCCGAGGAGGUGGCGCGGCAGCUGUUCCGCCAGGUGCUGGAGGCCGUGCAGCACUGCACCAGCUGCGGAGUCCUGCACAGGGAUGUCAAACCGGAGAACAUCCUCGUUGACCUGGCCAGCGGGCAGGCAAAACUGAUUGAUUUUGGCUGUGGCACCUACCUGCAGGACACAGCCUACACUCACUUUGCAGGAACACGGUCCUACAGCCCCCCGGAAUGGACCCGCUUUGGCUGGUACUAUGGCAAGCCAGCUACCAUCUGGUCCCUGGGCAUCCUGCUGCACCAGAUGGUCUGUGGGAAGCACCCUUUCAGGAGGGGCCGGAACAUCAGCUGGAACCAUCAGCUCUCACUGCCACAACGGCUCUCUCAAGACUGCCAAGAUCUGAUCAAAAGGUGUUUAUCCAUGCUCGACAUAGAAAGGCCCUCAUUAGAAGACCUGCUUUGUGACCCUUGGAUGCAGCAAAUUCACGAAGUGUUCCAGGUGGGGUCCAGUGUGGAUCAGGAGGUGCUUGGGACCAGCUGCGGUGUGGACGGGCCGUGCGCUUGGAGAAGGCUGAGGACAUCGUUUGGGACCAGCUUUUCUGCCAGCAGCGAUGGCAUGAGGGCUCUGCUGCAGCUCAGCACCGGGCCCGAAUCAGCCAAAGGAGAAAUGGUGUGA